Molecule: messenger RNA, 2030 nt
Organism: Chenopodium quinoa (quinoa)
Lineage: Eukaryota; Viridiplantae; Streptophyta; Magnoliopsida; Caryophyllales; Amaranthaceae
Exons: 3
Coding region: 268-1413 (381 amino acids)
Source: RefSeq, a predicted model, not a curated record
AGCCGGGCAUGGAUCUUACUCUCAAACUUACCGCCCACUGUGAAACCCGAAUCUUGUUCUAGGGUUUAAGAUUUUAGCUGUUUCUGCUCUUAAUUCAUCGAGCUUCCUUCUCUUUCUUCCUCAACCUUCACUAAUCAUCAAUGGCGAAAACCCCAUCUCCAAUUUCAAUGUGAUGCUGUUACAAACUUAGCUGUUUCAUUCAAUCAAGAGCUUUUCAGGAAUUUUAUUUCAUUUCUUCUCUCUAUUCGUCGAUUUCGUUGCUAAAAGAUGCAAUUUCUGAGUCGAAUCUUAUCGCGCAAUUCACCUUCAUGUUACUUCAGUAGUGCGAGUAUAUUAUCAAAGUAUUUGUCAGAAAUCACCCCAAUUGAAUCCCCCAAAUUCAAGCUUUUUACAAAUUCUAGAGGUUUCUCGAAUGAAUCCAAAAAUGGCGGUGGAAAUCUUCCAUGGGGUAACAGCAAAGUAGGCGGUGAUAAUUUUCAGUGGGAUGAAUCGGCUUCUUCUUGGUCUACUGGGUUAACCAAAGAUCACUUUGAUGGGGAAGCAGUGGGUCAUCAGGUUAGUCAUCACGUACCUUAUGGUGGUGGGGUUGGUUCGGUAUCGGAACCUCGAUCGAAUUCUCGUUCAUCGGGUGAUUCGUCAGAGAGAUUGUUAAGGAAGCAAUUGGCAGAGCUGCAGCGUGAGGCGCGGCGAGAGGCGAGGAGAGAGUUGGAUGCUGAGGAUGUGUGGGAUGAAAAGAUGGAAGAGACUAGUGUGGUAUUGAAGCAGAUUACUGAGCCUGGUGCUAGAGGUUCUUACUUGAAGGAUUCCGAAAAAGCCGAAAUGUAUCGGUUGCAUAAGGGAGACCCUGAGGUUUAUAAUGUGGAACGGUUGGCUAAGGAUUUUAGGAUUAUGAGGCAAAGGGUGGUUGCCAUUCUUUGGCUUAAGGAGCUUGAGGAAGAAGAGGAGAAAAAGCUUGGUGAACCUUUGGAUGAUUCUGUUGAGCUUUUGCUUGAUGCUUUCCCUGAAUUCUUCGUUUCCCAUGAUAGAGAGUUUCAUGUAGCCUCACUUCCAUACAAACCUGAUUUUAAGGUCAUGCCCGAGGGUUGGGAUGGCACCACUAGAGAUCCGGAUGAAGUACACUAUGAGAUAUCAAAGAAGGAAGAUGAUAUAUUGUAUGAAGAAUUCCUUCAGAAGUUUAACUUCAACAAGAUGAAAUUCAAGAACGAGGUUAAGGUGCACAAAUAUAGUAGGAGGCGCCCUUCAGAUGGUUGGAGUUUUACAGUGGAGAAGUUAGGACCUCGGGGAAAGCGUGGAGGAAGUGGUGGAUGGAAAUUUGUGAGUCAACCAGAUGGAUCAACACGACCAUUGAACGAUAUAGAGAAGAUGUAUGUCAAGAGGGAAACUCCUCGUCGCCGUCGAAAAAUACUCCCGUAAGAAGCAAAUAUUCAUAUCACAGCUACAACUUAGGCAGCAUUUUUUGUUUGGUUCUUUUGUAUGAUAGAGCUGUUAUCUCUUCUCCAAAUUUGUAUGGGUGCAAGUCGGCACUUUUGUAUUCCUGGAUCUGGUUUUGGUUGACAUUUCCUAUGAUCGAUUAAAACAGAGGAUUUGUUGACAUAUCUCUAAGGGUGAAUAAAAUGAUCCACUCCAAAUAUUUGGCUAAACCACUUGCUUUUCCCCCCUACCAAAUGAGUGGAUCAUUUUGUCAAGUCCUGGGAUUGUUUUAUCUAUCUCCGAACUAACGUUGCAGCAGGUUUUAAUUCGAAAGUCUUGGCCAAUGGAAGUUCACCGUCUUCUUUACUUGUAGACGAGAUGACUGUAGCCGGGUUUCAAUUCUAGGCUUUUCGAGUAUUCGGUAUACCAUAUUGACUUUGUUAAGCAAUAAACCAGUCAAUCUGCUAAUUUGCUGGCAGGUGCUUCUCUUGUCACAACAGUUGGCAAUUGUAUGAUGUAUUAUACUAUCUUUCCAAAUUGGAUUGUCCAUUGCAUUUGUAUUUGUAUUUGCCAGAAUUAAGUGAUUUAAAUAUAUUAGGAAGAGUUGAUAUUUGCGUUGA